Penicillium subrubescens is the source of this 876-nucleotide messenger RNA. RefSeq names its product ankyrin repeat domain-containing protein. The record is from RefSeq and is a predicted model, not a curated record. NCBI's taxonomy places the organism in Eukaryota, Fungi, Ascomycota, Eurotiomycetes, Eurotiales, Aspergillaceae. The transcript has a single exon. The coding region runs from base 1 to 876 and encodes 291 amino acids. Gene Ontology annotation, molecular function: protein binding.
AUGUCGCUAAUUUCUCUUCCGGUAGAGCUGGUUCAGCUCAUCGCGUCAUUCCUCGAGAGAGAAGCCGAUAUCAAGUCCUUAGCCCAAACUAACAGAUUGAACUACGCCUGGCUGAAUGCAUUCCUCUACCAGCGCAAUGUGCAAGUUUCGGAAAGCUCAGCUCCCAUCUGGGCGGCUCAAUAUAGGCAGAAGACCACGGCACACCUCAGUCUCCGUCACGGAGCCAAUAUGGCUGCGAUGGGCAGCUGGGGUCUGACACCGCUAUGCUGGGCAGCGCAUAAAGGAGAUGUACCGAUGGCCGUGCUCUUAUUGCAGAAUGGGGGAGAGAAUAUCAAUGCAAGAAGCUCAGAUUCUCGCCGAUGGACUCCGCUGUCGUUCGCGGCCGCUAAAGGGAGUGAAGACAUGGUGAGAUUGUUACUUGCGGAUGAAAGGGUGGAUGUGGAGACGAAAGACUCCGCAGGUCUAUCACCUUCAUUUGUGGCGGCAUCUAAAGGACAUUUGGCAGUCGUGAAGCUACUGCUUGAGACUGGCCAGGUGAAUGCGAACUCAGAAGGUCCGCAUAGCCGUACUCUAUUCUCCUGGGCGGCCGGAAAGGGUCAUGCGGUUGUGGUGGCGAUGCUGCUGGCAACUGGCUCUGUUGAGGUCAAUUCCCGCGACCGCCAGUUCGGUCGGACAGCACUUGCAUGGGCCUCACUUUAUAGGCAGGAGACUGUUGUACCGCUACUAGUUGGAACGAAACAGAUUGACUUGAACGCCAGAGACUGCACUGACCGCACCCUGUUGCAUUUGGCUGCGUGGAAAGGACAUGCCGCCGUGGUAGAAUUAUUGCUUCAGUCCAGCCGCGUCGGUGUCCAGCCGAAAGACUCCAAAGCAUAA